Talaromyces amestolkiae is the source of this 4254-nucleotide messenger RNA. RefSeq lists its product as uncharacterized. Gene Ontology annotation, cellular component: membrane. Gene Ontology annotation, biological process: transmembrane transport. Gene Ontology annotation, molecular function: ABC-type transporter activity; ATP hydrolysis activity; ATP binding. Lineage: Eukaryota; Fungi; Ascomycota; Eurotiomycetes; Eurotiales; Trichocomaceae. The record is from RefSeq and is a predicted model, not a curated record. The transcript has 3 exons. The coding region runs from base 1 to 4254 and encodes 1417 amino acids.
AUGUCUGAAGCCAAGGAAGAGGGCAAUGUCCCCUCUACCAAAAGAUCAUGGCUUUCGCGUCUAGAUCCUCUCAGGAGGAGACGAUCACCUCCCAUUCCCGACGAGAGGAUAGAAUCGCCCGAACACAAAGCCAAUAUUGCGAGCUUGAUUACCUGGCAAUGGAUCAAUCAUAUUAUGUUUGUCGGUUAUCAAAGACCCCUCGAAGAAAAUGAUAUCCCUCGCGUGAAUCCCAGCCGCUCAAUCAAUGUAAUGGCCGCAGCAUUGCAUGGCAAUUUUGAGAAGCGCGUAAAAGCCGGUUCUAAGCACGCGCUCGUCGGUGCAAUCUAUGAAACAUACAAAUUCGAAAUCCUUCUCGGUGGCUUCUGCUGUGUGCUCGGAAGUGUGGCGCAAAUCAUAUUACCGUAUUUGUUGAAAUAUCUAAUCGCUUUCGCGACGGAUGCAUACCUGGCGCAGUAUACUCAUCAGGCAGGCCCCUCGAUUGGAAAGGGCCUUGGAUGGGUCUUUGGUCUAUCGGCUAUGCAGAUUCUGGCGAGUAUCGGUAACAAUCAGUUCAUGUAUAGAGGAAUGGUGGUUGGAGGACAAGUCCGCGCAGCUCUUAUUUCGCUCAUUUUCAGCAAGGCAAUGACUAUCUCUGGCCGAGCCAAGGCUGGCUGGAAACCGCCCAAGACGCCUCCGGCAGAUAUCACCCCGGGAAGUGACGCAGAGAAAGCGUGGUAUGCGGAACAGCUGGAAGAAGCUAAUUUGAGUGUGCAGGGAUGGAGCAACGGUCGAAUUAUCAAUCUUAUGUCAACCGAUACGAACCGUAUUGACAAGGCUGCUGGUUGGUUUCAUUUCAUCUGGACCAUUCCCCUAACCGUUCUCAUCACCAUUGCUCUUUUGCUGGUCAAUUUGACAUACAGCGCUCUGCCCGGUAUUGCAAUUUUUCUGCUAUCCACUCCAUUCUUGAUGUGGGCCGUUAAGCGCAUCUUUGGACUUCGCGCAAGAACCAACAAAUUCACCGACGAGAGAGUCAGCCUUACCCAAGAAGUCCUGCAAGCUAUCCGAUUCGUAAAAUACUAUGCAUGGGAGACGGAUUUUCUAGAUCGUAUUUCGGCCAUUCGGCGCAAAGAGAUUCACGGCGUGCAGCUCAUGUUCAUGAUCAGAAACCUCUUGACUGCCAUUGGAACUUCUGUUCCGAUGUUUGCGUCAAUGUUGGCUUUUAUUACGUUUUCUCUGACAAACCAUGAGUUGGCGCCCUCGUCGAUUUUCUCGUCCCUGUCACUUUUCAACGGUCUUCGGCUCCCGGCCAUGAUGUUGCCUAUGGUUAUCGCCUUGGUUACGGAUGCAUCUUCAGCCGUGACCAGAAUCGAGGAUUUCUUGUUGGCAGAGGAUACACUGUUUGAUCAACAGCCACAGGCAAUCGACAGCGAAAACGCGGUCUCUAUGGUAGACGCCGCGUUUACAUGGGAAAAGGCUGUUGAUGGCCAAGAUCACGGAGGGCCACAGAAAGGAAAGGGGCGAGGGAAAAAGGACAAAAAAGCCAAGAAAAGCGCCAAAAAGACAGAAAAUGUGUCCGAAAAGACCGGAAAAUCCAGUGAAACAUCUUCGACCGACGGGGAUGAAAAGGUUCUUGAAGGUACAACCGAGUCGAGCAAAGAACCGUUCAAAAUCCACGGCCUCAACAUCGAUAUCGCAAAGGGCGAGUUCCUCGGUGUUGUUGGAGGUGUAGGAUCCGGCAAAACAUCUUUCCUUGCAUCGCUUGCUGGCGAAAUGCGCAAAAUCAAUGGAAACGCCGUUGUUGGAGGAUCAAUAUCGUACUGCCCUCAGAAUGCUUGGAUCCAGAACGCCACGGUCGAAGCCAAUAUUACUUUUGGUCAAGAGCUUGACGAAGAAAAAUUCAAAAGAGUCAUCGAAGCUUGCUCUCUUCGCCAUGAUCUGCUGGUUCUUCCCAACGGUCGCUAUACACAGAUUGGUGAACGCGGCAUCAACUUGUCUGGUGGACAAAAGGCCCGUAUCAGCUUGGCUCGAGCGAUUUAUGCAGAUACUGAUAUUCUCUUGCUUGACGAUCCUCUCUCGGCUGUUGAUGCUCAUGUAGGUCGUCACAUCAUGGAAAAUGCUCUUUGUGGAGUUCUCCAGGACAAAUGCCGCAUCCUCGCCACACAUCAGCUGCACGUUCUGCACCAUUGCGAUAGGAUCAUUAUGAUGGACAAUGGAACGAUAGUCGCCAACGACACCUUUGACAACCUGGUCGCCAACAACGAGAGAUUCAAAGAGAUGAUGACAACGGUUGACCAAGACCACAAGGAGGAGGACCUAGAACAGAGUCCGGCUGCGACUGAAGCUACCGUUCAAAAGAUCGCGUCAAUUGCCAAGCAUCCAAAGGAUGAUUUAAUACAAGAGGAGGGCGACUCGGCCACGGGAGUGUCUAGCAAUAUCUAUUUUAGAUAUUAUGCAGUUGCAGGCUCGGUUUUCCUCAUUCCAAUCAUUCUGUUGCUGUUGAUAUUGUCCACGGGUGGUUCUGUAGUCACCAAUUUGUGGCUGGCUUGGUGGACGUCCGAUAAAUUUGGUUACAGUACCGGAACAUACAUUGGCGUAUAUGUCGGACUAGGUGUCGGUCAAGCAAUUUUGUUGUUCAUCUACUCAACCGCGCUCUCAGUCUCAGGAACCAGAUCUAGCAGACUGCUGCUGAAAUAUGCCAUUCGCCGAGUUUUACGCGCACCCGUCUCAUUCUUUGACACUACUCCCCUUGGCCGGAUCAUGAACCGAUUCUCCAAAGAUGUAGACACGUUGGAUAACAACAUGACCGACUCAAUGCGUCUUGCCACCAUGACAUUGGCGCAGAUCGUUGCGGUUUUUAUCCUCAUUAUCGCUUACUACUAUUACUUUGCAGCUGCUCUUGGACCCCUGCUCGUGAUUUAUAUCACGCUCGCCUUGUUCUACAACAGAUCUGCGCGAGAGAUCUCAAAACACGAGUCGAGAUUACGUGGACGUCUGUUCUCGCGAUUCAAUGAAUCUGUCUACGGCAUAGCGACGAUUCGGGCAUAUGGUCGUUCGGAAUCGUUUGUCAAGUCCAUCAAUGAAGAUAUCGACCAAGUCGACAGCGCCUACUUUUUGACUUUUGCUAAUCAGCGUUGGCUCGCUGUGCGACUUGAUGUGCUCGGUGUGAUAUUGGUGUUUGUGACUGAGAUUCUGGUCGUUACCUCUCGAUUCAACGUGUCGCCUAGUAUCAGUGGUUUGGUAUUGUCGUAUCUGCUGUCCAGUGUCCAGUUGCUUCAAUUCACCGUACGACAAGCAGCGGAUGUGGACAAUAACAUGAACUCGGUCGAAAGGAUUGAUUACUACGGAAGAGAAAUCGAGCAGGAAGCCCCUGCCCACACCAUUCCUGUUCCUGAGGAAUGGCCCAGUAGAGGAGAGGUUGUCUUUUCGGAUGCGCAUCUCAGAUACCGCCCCGGUUUGCCGUAUGCAUUGGAACAAUUUAAUUUGCAUAUUCAGCCUGGUGAGCGAGUUGGUAUUGUCGGGCGUACCGGUGCUGGAAAGUCGACUAUCAUCAUGGCAUUGUUCCGUAUGGUCGAGUUGGCUCAAGGCAAAAUCAUCAUGGACGGUAUUGAUAUUAGUACGAUCGGAUUGAACGACUUGCGUUCUCGCAUGUCCAUUAUUCCUCAAGACCCGACGCUGUUCGCGGGUACGAUUCGAUCCAAUUUGGAUCCUUUCAACACCCGCACCGACGAACAACUCUGGGCCGCUAUCCGACAAGCCCAUCUCGUCGAAGACAACACCGAAACAACAGCCACCAACGAAAAAACAUCCGUCGAAAACAUCGACAACAACAACAACAACAACAACAACAACAACAACAACAACAACAACAACACCACCACUCAGCCAUCCCAAAUAACACUAGACUCCAUCGUCGAAGAAGGCGGCACAAACUUCUCGCUCGGCCAACGCCAACUCCUCGCUCUCGCGCGCGCUCUCGUCCGCAACAGCAAAAUCACAAUCUGCGACGAAGCCACCAGCUCAAUCGACUUUGAGACCGAUCUCAAGAUCCAAAAGGCCAUGUCGGAGGGUUUCAAGGGUCGCACGUUAUUGUGUAUUGCGCAUCGACUCAAGACGAUUAUCGGAUAUGACAGGAUCUGUGUCAUGGAUAGGGGCAGAGUUGCGGAGGUUGCGUCGCCGUUGGAGUUGUUCGAUGCCGGUGGUAUAUUUAGGAGUAUGUGUGAGCAGAGUUCGAUUACGAGGGAGAUUAUUGUGGCGGCUGGUAUGGAGGAGGAUUGA